This is a messenger RNA of Nelumbo nucifera (sacred lotus), 1320 nucleotides long. It is a transcript of the gene RNS2, whose product is annotated as ribonuclease 2. Gene Ontology annotation, cellular component: extracellular region. Gene Ontology annotation, biological process: RNA catabolic process. The record is from RefSeq and is a predicted model, not a curated record. Lineage: Eukaryota; Viridiplantae; Streptophyta; Magnoliopsida; Proteales; Nelumbonaceae. Gene Ontology annotation, molecular function: RNA binding; ribonuclease T2 activity.
GAAGAAGCAAAGUUCAUUGCUUUAUACGUGGUUGAGUAGACGAGUUUUUCCCUUUUACGGCACACACAAGAGUUUUCUACUUGAAGCUUCCAACGGUUUCCCCGGUGGUAAAGCAAAGGUUUAUUGGCAAAGCAGUUGGUAAAUGACUCCAAGUGACUGUUGUACCCUCCAAGAUUUUUGUCCUGUUUAUAAAGAUUCCGAGGCUGAAAGGUAGAAGCUUCCAUUUCCGCCCGUUUAUUCGUUGAUCGUUGCAUCUAAGCCACCCAACAGCCAUGGUGAAGAGCUUUCUCUCUGUCGUCGUUCUUCUGUUUUUCUCUUUGUUUUGUUUCUCCGAAAUCGAUGGAAGUGAACAGAGAGAAUUCGAUUACUUCGUUUUAGCUCUUCAAUGGCCUGGAACUUUCUGUCAGAGAACCCAUCAUUGCUGCAAGUCCAACGGUUGUUGCAGAAGCUCUAAUGGUCCAACAGAGUUCACAAUACAUGGGCUAUGGCCUGAUUACAAUGGUGGAACCUGGCCAGCUUGUUGCACUCAAUCCAACUUUGAUAUAAAAAAGGUCUCAUCUUUGCUUGGAGAGCUUCAAAAGUAUUGGCCAUCUUUAAGUUGUAGCGCAUCAUCUACUUGCCAUGGUGGAAGAGGACUCUUUUGGGCCCAUGAGUGGGAGAAACACGGGACUUGUUCAUUUCCAGUAAUACAAGAUGAGUUCAGUUAUUUCUCAACAACUCUCGAUCUCUAUUUCAAAUAUAAUGUCACGAAAAUUCUGAACGAGGCUGGAUUUGCACCCUCUAAUUCUGAGAAGUAUCCUUUGGGAGGAAUUGUUUCCGCCAUUGAGAAUGCUGUGGGGGCAUCUCCAUUGUUAGUGUGCUCACAUGGUGCUUUGGAGGAACUUCGUUUAUGCUUCUAUAAAGAUUUCAAGCCUCGUGAUUGCAUAAUUGGCUCUAGCACCCAAUUUGAACUACUUACUCCUAGAAGUUCCUGCCCCAGAUACAUCAGCCUGCCACAAUAUGUGCCAUUACAACUUGAAAAUGGUAAAGAUGAAUUUCCAUGGUUAUUUGAUAUUGAAGCCAUGUAAAUCACCUACUUGAAUGUAUUCAUACUGCUAUCUAAUCUCUGUAUGUAAAUUUAAUUUAAGAGGAGAACCAUGAGUUGUCACAAUAAUUGACAUAAAAAGGAGACUUCAACAUUUAUCAAUUAGUUGUUUUCUUUAUGUGGUCAUUAUAUCUAUUAUCCAGAUGUACUGGAAAUAUAGGGGACAAGUCAUCGUGUAAAGGUGGAACUUAGGUUCACUCAAAUAUAUUAAUAUCGGAAGGCAGUUGCAAAUUUCA